Gaeumannomyces tritici R3-111a-1 is the source of this 2655-nucleotide messenger RNA. RefSeq lists its product as hypothetical. The transcript has 4 exons. Gene Ontology annotation, cellular component: membrane; microtubule; cytoplasm. The coding region runs from base 24 to 2513 and encodes 829 amino acids. Gene Ontology annotation, molecular function: microtubule binding; GTP binding; GTPase activity. NCBI's taxonomy places the organism in Eukaryota, Fungi, Ascomycota, Sordariomycetes, Magnaporthales, Magnaporthaceae. The record is from RefSeq and is a predicted model, not a curated record.
GCGCGGAACCGCGUGUAGGCAUCAUGACCAGCCCGGAGCUGGCGGCUCAGCAGCAGCAAAAUCUGCAUGGCAGGAACAGCACCGCGACAACGGCAGGGUCGAGACGGGGGCUGCAUGGAUCCGGCGGGGCGGGCAGUGGGAGCCCUCCCCCGACAGCGGCGACGAAUUGGUCGCUUGGGUCCCCAGCCGUUGGCGCCCACGAAGUGCGGGUGUCGGCAGAGGACAGGGAAGCGGGCAGGAGGCAGAGAUGGGGCUGGGGCGGCAGGGCGAGGAGGAGAUACAGCACGUCGACCAACGAGCUCGGCCCUGGGGCGUCCGGGAUGGACGACGACCAGCUGCCAUCUCCGGCAAUAUUACCGGGGUGGGGAGCGGGCUGGGGCAGGAUGGACAGAGGUGGGCAGCCGGCCUCUACGGACAAUAUAUCGGGCAAGUCUUCCCUCCUCGAGAGCCUCACCGGGUUCUCCUUCCCCCAGGACGUGGGGCUGUGCACCCGGUAUAUCACCAAGAUCACCUGCCGCAGGGAGGGCGUCCCUAAGACCACUGUGUCCAUACGGGCUAGGCCCGAGGCCUCUGCCGCCCAGGUGGCCAAGCUUUCCGAGUUCAAGCGAGACUUGAGUGGUGUAAGUCCCGAGAGCACCGAGUUCCGAGAUGUGUUCAGGGAGGCGGCUACGGCCAUGGGGAUCCGCUCCGGUGAUGAGCCGGACACGAGUCUGCCGUCCUUCAGUCAAGACAUCCUCAGGAUCGAGAUUUGUGGCCCCAAUGAGGAUAGUUUUACCAUCGUCGAUCUUCCAGGACUUGGCCCGCUCCCCCCAUCACUGCAGGCAUAUUCGAGACCGAAACGCCUGCCUGGGGUGACCGAGAAGAGCGAUAUCGAGCUCGUCAAAUCCAUGGUCCGCCGGCACAUCUCGGAGACGCGGACCAUCAUCCUCGCCGUCGUGGCGUGCACGUCCGACGUGGCGACACAGGGCAUCCUGUCGUUUGCUCAAGAGGCGGACCCGGAAGGCAAGCGGACGCUCGGCGUGCUCACCAAGCCCGACCUGCUGCGGGAGAAGGCCACCAAGGGGGAGAUCGUGCGGCUGGUGCGCGGCGGGCGCAACGACCUCGAGCUCGGCUACUACGUGGUCGUGAACCGCGGCGCCGACGACAGGACGUCGACCGCCGCCGAGCGCGACGCAAAGGAGCGCGCCGAGCUCUCCCGCCCGCCGUGGUGCGAGCUGGACCCGUCCCGGCUCGGCAUCGCCGCGCUCCGCGGCCGCCUGUCGCACCUGCUGCUCGACCGCACCAGGGCCGAGCUCCCCGCAAUCCGCCGCGAUAUCAUCGAGCGGCUGAGGGAGAAGAGGGCCGAUCUGGCCCGCCUGGGCGCCUCGAGGGACGAUGCGCUCUGCGCCCUGAACGCGUCGUACACGUCGCACAAUGUGUUUGAGCAGCGUGACGACCUCAAGAUCGUGACCCGCAUCCGGAACAUGAGCAAGGAGUUCGCGGCGACUAUGCGAUCGCAAGGCCAUACCUACUCCUUCCAGCAAAUCCCCGGGCACGAGUAUGAUGGUGGCCAUGGCCCUCUAUAUGAAGAGGGUAUGUUAGGGUUCGGUUUGGCUUCCGUGAAUGUCUCGGCACUGGAGGACUACCCGGAGCUGGACGAUAUCAUUACUGAAGUUCCUUCGGCGGAGCCCACGUUCCCGGAAGCGGAAGAUAUAACCGCAGUCAUCCGCCAUGUCCAUACCUCCACGCGUGGACUCGAGCUCGGCACCUUCAACCCAUCAGCCACCUCCAUGGCGUUCAAGGAGCAGUCCCGGAACUGGGGGCACAUCGCCAUUACCUACGUCAACGAUGCCAUCAUUCUCGUCCAUGACUUCAUUUUCAAGCUUCUGAACCUCGUCUGCCCCGACACUCACGUUCUAGGACAAAUCUGGAACAUCCUGUCCGAGGAGUUACUGGACAAGUACCAGGCCGCUCUGGGCCGCACACGCUUUCUGCUGUUCACCACACGACAAGGAAGCACCCUGAGCCUGACUCCAGAGUAUGAGCGGUACUUAUCGCAAGUUCAUGCUGCCCGUCAUGCUUGGAAUGCUGUGGCGAUGAUACCAAAAGCCGAAGGAAUCAUGGAAAAAGAAUUCAAGCCCCCUCUGUACCACUCGGGCCGCUAUUACGUGCCAAAGGACGCGGCAGAGCAGAUGAUCUACAACCAGGUCCUGCCGCUCUUCACUGCGCAUCAAGAGCAGAUGGGGACGGCGGAUGACAUGUGCGAUUCGAUCCACGACAGCCUCUACGGGUACUACCGCGUCACCCGAUCCCGCUUCGUCGACAACGUCUACCAGGAAGUUGUCGACCACCUGCUGCUCAACGGCGACGACAGCCCGCUGCGAGUCUUCGGACCAGACCGUGUCCUACGCUUUACCGAGCAUGAGCUUCGGAGCAUCGCUGGCGAGGAUCCCCAGACGGCACGCCGGCGGGAGGUUCUCCAGCGCGAGAUUGCGAACCUGGAGGCGGGCAGGAAGGCCUUGGCGCGCGUGUGAGAACACUGUCACGCCCACCACAAAAAGAAAACGGCAGUUCCUUCGAGGAAUAGGAACAGGAAUAGGGAUAAGAACGGGAACAAAGAAAAGAAUAGAAGGGACUGGUGUCGAUCAGCAUGCAACGGCAGAAAAGAUUAAAAUG